Molecule: messenger RNA, 1080 nt
Organism: Rotaria sp. Silwood2
Lineage: Eukaryota; Metazoa; Rotifera; Eurotatoria; Philodinida; Philodinidae
Source: the annotation of a GenBank genome assembly
AUGGGCGAUGAUCAUGUGUUUGCUUGUGAACACUUGAGUGAUGACACUAUUCAAGUACAACGUUUUGUCAAUCUCGAUGGUUAUUCACCUUCAGUUUUAGUUACUACUGCUUCAAAUUAUGGUGGGAUAUUUCAAGUAAGCCGAGUAGCUCAGAACAAUGGCGUCAUCUAUUGUGAAUUUACUCUGUCUAAUUUCACUAAUACUUUGGAUCGACGAAAAAAACGGAGCAUUUCUUUACUUUCACAAAAUACACAAUACCAUAUUCUCACGGCCAUCGGAAACUUAGAUAGUUCAAACUCAUUAAUACAACAUUUCGCAACAGGCGUUCUAACUCAAAUGAUUCAACUUAAUCAACCAGAAACAAUAACGACGAAUAACACUCAAGAAUCCACCAACAAUAAAACAAUUCUUUUGCGUGCUCAUGGUAUUAUUAUGCUACUUCUUUGGAUGUUAUUUGUUCCAACAGGUAUUCUCCUAGCUCGAUAUUUUAGACAAUCUUGGUCCAAGUUAAAACUUUGCGCUACACCUGUAUGGUAUAUUAUGCAUCAAAUAGUUAUGAAUUUUGCUGUAGUAAUGACAUUGAUUUCAUUCGUACUCAUUCUCAUUUAUAAACGAGGUGCAUGGACUUCUCAAAGUCUAUCACGUGAAUUUGCUCAUUCAAUUAUGGGUUUGGUUGUUGUAUCGACUGUUACUCUAGAAUCAAUAAUGACCAUAUUUCGAUGUCGUCCUGAUCAUCCACGACGAUUUAUUUUUAACUAUAUGCAUCGCAUUGUUGGAAUUAGUACACUGAUUCUCUCAAGUGCAACUAUUCUUCUUGCUACUCUCUUAUCUAGAUAUGAUUCUGUAAUGGUGAAACCAUGGCGAAUUCUUGUAGCAUGGUGGUCGAUGGAAUUUGUUAUAUGGAUUGGUAUCGAGUGCCUCGAAAUUUUCUACCACAAGUAUUGGUUACGAUUUAAUACAAUAAAUUUAGUUCAUCCAAUGCAAACAAAUUUUCUUCAUGAUGGUGAUCAGCCUAUGUCCAUCAAUGCUCGAUCGUCGUCACAUGUGGCCUUUCAAUUGUGCUCACUGUCUAUACCGUAA